Molecule: messenger RNA, 2726 nt
Organism: Oncorhynchus masou masou (cherry salmon)
Lineage: Eukaryota; Metazoa; Chordata; Actinopteri; Salmoniformes; Salmonidae
Gene: stap2a
Product: signal transducing adaptor family member 2a
Exons: 10
Coding region: 44-1240 (398 amino acids)
Molecular function (GO): signaling adaptor activity
Source: RefSeq, a predicted model, not a curated record
UGUCAUCUCUCCCAAUUACUAAGCGCCCCUUUGUCCUCUGUCUAUGCCCAGCCAGCCAGCGAUACUCAUGGCGGCUGCACCAGUCAAACAGCGCUCGGGAACAAGAGCUCAGCUCCCUCCCUGCUACUACGAAGGAUACCUGGAAAAACGGGGACCGAAAGAAAAGAUCUCUCGGCGGUUGUGGACCUGUCUGUGUGGGAACACCCUCUUCUUCUUUAAUAAUGCCAAGGACACUCAUUAUGUGGAGAAGAUGGAUCUCAGUGGCUUUGUCUCACUCAAAGACGACUGCAGCCGAGACAGAAACCUGGAGGCAGCUAGACUCAUACUGCGCAUGAAGGAUGGCGAGACAAAACUCACAGUUGCCAAUCUAGAGGCUCGAGAGCUAUGGAAGGGCUUCCUCCAAUCUGUCGUAGAUCUGAGUGUGCCUAGCUGUCUGACAUUGCUGCCGGGGCAGGUGCAGAUGCUGAGAGAGGUGGUGGACCGAGAAAGGAACAGACGCAGAGCAGCACGCACCCCCACCCGCGCUCCCCCCUCACCCCUAUCAGUACCUCUACUAGGGGAGAUCCCAUCGUGUUUCCGGCCUGUGUCGAGGACUGAGGCAGAAGUUCUGUUAGAGAGACAUCCAGACUGUGGCAACAUGCUGCUGAGGCCCGGCAGAGACGGAUCUUCAUUGGCUGUCACCACCCGCCAGGAUCUCAACGGGUCAGUGUUCAGACACUAUCGUGUGACUCAGAGAGAGCAGGGAGGAUAUGUGAUAGACGUUGAGAACCCAAUUCCCUGUGCUACGCUUCAUGAUGUCAUCGAUGCGCUGGUGGAGAAGACAGCAGGAACCCUUCAGCCCUUUCUUCUGGAGGAACCUUAUGAGGAGAACAUCACAUUUGUUUCGUCCAAUGAAGAGAAUGGAGAGAGAAUAUUACACUGUGCCCCUUCCAGCCCACUACCCAAAGCCCCUGCCCUACCCCCCAAACAAGGUACCCAGAAAUCCUACCACACACACACACACACACACACACACACACACACUAACCGCUCUGUUUGUCCUGGUGUAGAGCGAUGGAAACCCCUACCCAGGUCUCCCGCUCCCGACCGCCGUAUUCUGUCAGCUGUGACAUCACCAGUACCGUCAUCACCCAGCAGCCCAAUGAGACGGCUUGUUCUCUCCCCCUCCCCCCUCCUCGCACAAAGCCUCACAGAGGAGCUCAAAAUGAAACUGGAGAAGAGACGGACCAGUCAGGAUUGACUUCCUGUAAUUUCUCAGCCAACUAGCGGUCAAAACUCUUCCACCAGCAGCAGCAGCUUUCUUCUCUUCCUGUGCCUUCUGAUUGGUGGACUACAGAAUAGGUGGUCCUCAUGGAUCACAGUUCUACAGUACCUUUCAAAGUGUUUCCCACCAUGUUUGGGUAACAUCUUAUCCACCUGAGUUGUGUUCAGCAGCCUAAAUUGCAGCCUCAAAACAGUUUUCAAGAAGGGAUAACAAGUGGGGUUGAGCAUUAGAUGAGCACACAAAUACAAAGGACCAAUGACUGAGCCUGUCACUCCAUUGUUCCGAUUGAGCCAACGUGUCUGUUGUCCUGCUGCUGAUGUAACUGACGCCACACUGGAGAUUAGAAAGAGUGACACCAAAAGCUUGAGAAACCAGACUAGAGAGAGAGACUAGAGCGGUAGUCACCAACCCUGGUCCCGGAGUGCUACUGGGUGUGUGUGCAGGCUUUUGUUCAACCCCAACACUAACACCUGGAUCAACUAAUUAAAGUCUUGAUAAAUUAAAUCAUGUGUGUUAUUGCUGGGCUGGAACAAAAGCAUGCACACCUUGAACCUGUACAUCACUGCAGACCUUCCAGGUCCUGGGUUAAUGACUACUGGAUUAGAGAUAAACAUGUGUAGUUGUUUUUGUGCAUCGAGAAUGCCAACACUCUAAUCUAUUGUAUUAUGUUGGUGCAAUGACGGUAUGGUGCUCCACUUGACUAAACCUUCUCUACUGUGUGUGUCGUUGCUACAACUCACGUAAAACCUUAUUUUCUAGUGUGUGUGUGUGUGUGUGUGUGCGUGCGCGCUAGGCCUAGGCUAUUGUUAGCCGACUAUUCUCAACUAAACUCCAUGAUUCACAAUGGAGUUGAGCAGCAAUUAGUGUAGGCGGACUGGAGCUCAAAAACAAUUGAUUUUAGCACCCAAGGAAUAGCAGCAAUUACACAGAACAAUGUUGUGUGUAAUUGCAGACUAUUCUUUGGGUGCUGAAAUCAGUAGAUCUGGAUAAAAACGUAAUUUUGUGUGAUGUCGGAGCUCCAGUCUGCCUAAACUAGUCACCACUCAACUCCAUUUUAAAUUAUGGAGUUGAGUUUAAUCGGCUAGGCUACUGUGUGAUACUAUGACCUACUGGUGCUAGGACACUUUUUACUCCGCAAAGGUUCUUUGUCCUGUUGCAACAAAUAACAAAGUAUGAAAGUAUUUUAAUUUAGGCUUACUGUACACCAUUGAUUGCAUUUGCUCCUCUUGUUCUUUGGUGUUGUGGGCUGGUACACAAGCACAAUCCAGUGGAACUCAAACCCUGUGAUCAUUGGCUGAUUUGUUCAGAGGGAGUGCAUCCUCUAUUGGACUCUCAGAACGACACUGUACAUUGUCUUGUACAAUACUCUCUAUGUCCUGGGUGUUGGUCAGUGUUGUUUAAGAAAAACAUCAGUGGUAUUUAUAAGAUGUCCUAUUCAAGGAUAUUAAAUAAAUGGUUUGCA